GCCACUCGUCCAUCAUCCCAAUGAGAGGUAUAACCUUUUGGAAAUUCGCCCCCACUCCCCCCUAACCCUAAAUUCAAAGCCAGCCUCACUGGGACACGCGAUUUUCCCAGGCUCAUGAAGCGGAGCAGCACAAGGGGCUCGGAAAACUGUCACCCUUCUCUUUCUACUUGGCCUGCGACAGGAGGAUACUCCUCCAAUUCUUGCCAGAAAAGGAGGAGGCAGACCUGGCAGUCAACAGGGAAAAGAAGCCUUGGCCGCGAAGGAAGACGACUUGUCCACGCGGCCAGAGAACUCACCGAACAAAGCACACCAUGGACCGGGUGGGGAAGCUCAGAAAAAGGAGGAAAGAUUCACACCAGUUCUUCCCACUGCCUGGGACAAGAGACAGGUGAAGUCGGGGUCCUCCUUAGGAAAAGAUGGGUUUUCCAGGGGCUAAUCUGAACUCCAGCGCCAAAGCAACCUGAACCGCGACCCCGACUAGAGAGAACACCGGAAAAUAGGGGAGAUGAGCGUGCGGAGAGAAAGGAUGGAGUGGUCGCGGUCACUGCGGGCCCCGCGAGUGGCUGGGUCUCGCUGGAACCGGGCGUAGGAUGCCCUUAGCGAGGAUGCCGGUGGCGCGCAGCCCGCCGCCCCGACUGGGCCUCCCAGGCGCCGCCGCCCGCCCCCUCGCACCCGCGCCCCGGGCGGCCACACAAAGGGGAUGGCGAGGCGCGCCAGCCGCCGGGAGUCGGAGGGGCCCGGGACCAAGUGGCCGUACCGCGACGCUUGCCGCACCCCCGCCUUUGUCUGCCUCGCUCAGCACCCUGCCCCCGCCGGGGAGCCCCGAAGCCCGCGGCGCCCUCACCCUGCUUGUUACCCGGAAACGGGAAGCCACAGGAAGAAGACUCUCACCAGAUAUAGCCCUUCGACCUUAAACUUCCCAGCCUCUAGAAAUGUGAAAGAAUAAAUUUCUUUAUAAAUUA
Marmota monax (woodchuck) is the source of this 962-nucleotide messenger RNA. Its product is annotated as DDB1- and CUL4-associated factor 10-like. The transcript is spliced from 2 exons. The record is from RefSeq and is a predicted model, not a curated record. Lineage: Eukaryota; Metazoa; Chordata; Mammalia; Rodentia; Sciuridae. The coding region runs from base 591 to 914 and encodes 107 amino acids.